Aspergillus nidulans FGSC A4 is the source of this 1011-nucleotide messenger RNA. RefSeq lists its product as uncharacterized. NCBI's taxonomy places the organism in Eukaryota, Fungi, Ascomycota, Eurotiomycetes, Eurotiales, Aspergillaceae. The transcript is spliced from 2 exons. The record is from RefSeq and is a predicted model, not a curated record. Gene Ontology annotation, biological process: mRNA processing. The coding region runs from base 1 to 1011 and encodes 336 amino acids. Gene Ontology annotation, cellular component: THO complex part of transcription export complex; nucleus.
AUGACGUCUUACGGACUGCUUGAUCAGGCGGACGAAGAUGCCCUCCACAAGACCCGCCUGCUGAACGUCGAGGAGAAACCUUUCAAAAGAAUCUCGAAGCGCCUUCUGAAUCCCGAAUCGAUAAUUAUUUCGAACGCGACGCUCCCUACGCCUCCGCCCGAGGGAGCCGACGAGGAUGCUACGGCGUCUGCGGAGGCAGAAAAGCAAAAGAAGCUUGAGGAAUGGCGCCAGUUUCGUGAAGAUGCAUCCCUGGACUUUGCGGCCUUUGAGGGCAGUAUCGCACGCAUACAGUUUCUGCUCACGAGUAAUGAAAAGGAACGCGAGCGGUAUGUAGCUGAGAAAGAGCGAAUUCUUUCCACGAUGCAGGCCGUUCGGAACAGCACUGUGGAGUUACGUGUUCAGCUGGAAGAAGCGCAACGAAUUUUGGCACUACGGAAAAGCUACGACGAGCAGACGGAAAAGAUUACCAGUAACAGACUCCUGAAGCCCCGAGAAGAUCAACAGGCGAACCUGCAGAAAUUGCAAGCGGAGAUUGCCGAACUAGAGAAAGAGAGCAAAGAAUACGCAAAGACCUGGGCAGAGAGGCGAGAACAGUUUGGUCGAAUCGUGGAAGAAGGAAUGCAGCUUCGACGACUAAUCCGAGAUGAAAAGGAAGAGGUAGAACGUCGAGAAGGCAUGCAGGAGGACGAGGAUGGGGAUGACGGGGAAACGUCUAAGGGAAAAUUGAGCGGUGCAAACACGCCGCGACCUGACCAGGAGAGCUCAACGCCUUCCCAGCCAGGUCAUGAUGAAGGGGAUCGCUCACCUCUUCCAGUACCGACGGACAAAGCCACGCCAGGGGCUACGACUCCUCUACGGCAAGUUACAACUGCCGCAGAAGUAAAACAAGAGGACGCGACGAUGGUGGACGAAGGCGAGGUGACAGGUGACGAGGACGAACGAAAUGAUGAUUUAGAGGAAGGCGAAGAAGUACCGGAUACCAGUAACGUCGACAAAAUGGACACUACAUAA